This is a messenger RNA of Aegilops tauschii subsp. strangulata, 5017 nucleotides long. RefSeq lists its product as uncharacterized. The record is from RefSeq and is a predicted model, not a curated record. Lineage: Eukaryota; Viridiplantae; Streptophyta; Magnoliopsida; Poales; Poaceae.
CCGCCACUGCCGCCCUUCCUUUUCCUCUUCUUUUUUUCUUUUCUUUCCCUUCUCUUCUCCUCGCCCUCUGGCGAUCGCCAUCGCCGCCCCCCACCACCGCCACCAAAUCCGCUUCGCUGCACCGCGAAGUCGCCGCUGAAAGCGGCGGUCCAAGCUCCCGACCCGCACUUCUAUCAGCUGCUGCCCCACCGCGCGGAGACGCAGGCGCCCGGCACUGCAUUUCUGCGCUGACGCCGCUGUGAUUUGACCCCGGCGCUCGGUCGAUCGCUUCUUGCUAUUGGCUUCCUCCUUUUGGCCGGGUCGCUGGGUUCCAGCACAGCACAGGAGUUCAGCUCCGGCUGUUUUGUUCCUUCCGCUUCUUGGAGCUUUCCCCGCCCGAGCCUCGUGGUAGCCGCCCGCCAGCCCGCCCGCCAGAGCUUCCUCGGAGGUUUGUACCGGAGCCUGAGAGGGUACAUGCCAUGGCUCUUGAGACAAAACAAGUUGGUCUGUGUAUCAAGAAAUUUCUGAGGUCCUCCAUUAGAACAAGCUACAGAUGUGUCUCUGAACAUCCAGUCCUGUUCAGUUUGGGUGUUUUGCUCUAUCUGUUGUACAGAUCUGCACCAGGGUUCUUUGCGUUCCUUCUUUCUUCUUCACCUGUAAUUAUAUGCACCACUCUUCUUCUGGGAAUCCUACUGAGUUAUGGAGACACGAACCUACCUGAAGCUAAUGAUGAGGAUACCAAGACUACUCCAGAGAUUCCAGCUUUUAAGAUGGAGAAUUCUUCAAGGGAUGUUCAGUUUGGGUCAGAUCAGAGAAUUUCGGUGCCUAGUUUUAGGAAUACUACAGAAAACUUCAAAGAAAGGGAAACAAAGCGGACAGGUUCUGUCAGAGAGAGGUCUACUCAGCUUGAUGAUGAGGUUCCUCUUCUGAGAAGAGUUGAUGAAGAAGAUGAGAAGUUUGAACAUGGUGACAAACCUAAAACAUUAACUCCAUUUCCUUCCAUGGUCAAUUUCCGUGGAGAGGCUGGGGUUAGGGAGGGCUUAAACUUUAACCAGGGAAUGCAAUUCGCAGAUUCAUUUUUUGUGACAGAUAUGGCUGAUAGGAACGCUAGCUUAUUUGAAGGUCUGAAUGAGAAGAAUGCACCCUUGGACAUGUUCUCAUCCAGUGAGAAUGUUAAUAAGCAUGCUGAAAUGCAGGAGAAUCUGAAUCUAGCAGCUAGCAAAGUGAGUGAUUUCUCUGAAGAGAAGCUGACUGAUGGGACAGCUGGAACUAGCAGACCAACUUAUGCAGUUUCUGUGCGGCAGAAUAAAAAGCUUGAUGUGCUUAAGGAUAAUACUAGCAAGGCCGUUGAGGAAAAUCUCCUUGAUUCCUCUCUUGGUUCACCAUGGGCAUCAGUUGGCAGUCAGGAUGGUUCAUCUGGUUUUGACUCUGAUGGGGCUGAGAGUUCUUCACCUGAUGCAUCCAUGACUGACAUUGCACCAGUUCUUGAUGAAAUCGACCCUCUUCUGGGUGCUGAUUUCACUCGUCCUGAUCCCAUUCCUAAUGAUGAUUCAGACAGUGAUUCACAUGUCUCCUCGCAGGAUCAUGAAACGGAUGAUGAUAGUAAUGAUGAUGAUGAUGAUGGCAACAAUGAUACUAAAGAUGGUGGUGAGGAGAACAAGAAAGAUGAAGGUCAGGAAGCUGCAUUUAUUUGGACAGCAGAUGAUGCAAAGAAUCUGAUGGAUCUUGGAUACUCUGAGAUGGAAAGAAACCGUAGAUUGGAGAUUUUGAUGGUCAGGCGAAGAUCCAGGAAGAAUAUAAUAUUUGACAUUGACACUAACCUAACGGAUGCCAAUGGGAAAAGCGGAGAUGACUUAUCACGCUUUGGUGCACAAGUAUCACACAUCUCAGUAACAAGGAGGAACCCGUUUGACCUUCCAUAUGAUUCCGACGAAGCGGCAAUUCCUGGCUCAGCUCCUUCAAUCCUGCAUGCAAGAAAGAACCCAUUUGAUUUUCUUGAGCAUUCCAGUGAAAGUGGCGUUUCUGCACAUGAUAAUUUAAGCCCUGGGGAAUCACCACAAACUUCUCAUCGUGAAAUAUUUAGAAGGCACGAGAGCUUCAACUUUGGAACUACAGAUGCUACGCAGGAGGGACGUUUGUCUAGAUUGAGGCCAUAUUUUGUCCCUGAGACAGUAGAAGGGAGCACAAGUACUUUUCAAAGGCAGUUCAGUGACAAGAGUGAGUCCAAAUUGAGUUCUGUUACUGAAUCUGAUAUGGCUUCUUCGGUUGCCGAUCAGGAGGAACACAAGGACUUCGAUGAAAAGGAUGUGCACAGGGAGCAUGAGUCACCAGCUCUCCUGAGACAGGACAGUGACCUUGCAGAUGCUGGCAGUGAAUGUUCAGAUGGUAUCAACUCCGUGGAUGUUGAACUAGACAACAGCGACAUUGAUGAGCGUGAGAUUGCUCUGCAUCAUUUUGUCUUCGAAAGAUCCGAAGAAAGAGAGGCAUAUCUUGUCUCAACAAAAGGGAAGGGUCAUGAUGACAAUUACAUGCUCAAGUCAGAUGGGAAUUCUACGGUGCCACUUCAUCCAGUUGGUGACUUGCUUAGCUGGGAUGAUGGGGAUGGUGAAAGCGUCCUGGGUGCCAAGUCUUCUAUAGCACCAAACAUAACAGCUGAAGUCUCAGAAUGGCUUUCUUCUCCUAGGCCAGCUGAAGAUCAUGAAUUGAGAUCAAGGGACCUUGGUCUUGGUGCCACCAGUAUUGCCGAGGAAGAUGGAAAUGUUGAUUCCAUGUCCUGUCCAAACAAUGAAAUCCCAUUACAAAACCUUAUUCAUGGGCCUAUGGACUUGCUAACUGAUUUUGAAAAGGAAACAUUACCAGCAAUAUCUAUGGACCUUCACCCUAUCCCUGAGGAGAGGGUUCUCGAGAACUUCAACAUGGAAGAAAAGCAUGAAACUGGAGCGUUUACUGGUUCUGGUACUGCCAUGACUGACUUGCAUGUAAUUGAAGAGCACUUUGAUGUUGCAUCGGAAGUAAGCCCAAGUUCUGUGGUUGCUUCCUUGUGUCCUCCUGGUGCGAGUGGUUCCAACCAAUCUCCAUCGAUUGAACCUAAAGAUGUCUCAAACCCAUUUUUUUCGGUGGCUUCUGAACCUGACAGGGUGGAUAUGGUUGAUAUGAAUGAAGAAAUGACUUCUGAUUAUCUACUUGAUUCUGAUGAUGAUGAUGCUGAUAGAAUCUAUCCUGAGCCUUUAGAGGAUAACGGUAUUGAUGAAAGUUUCCUGUCGGAACUGGAUGCGGUGGGAGACUUCCGGGUAGAACCGGUGAGACUGGAUCAGCAGGUGCCUGAUCUUAGCUCCCAUACUUACAACCCUGCUGAUGGUGUUGCAGAAGACUCCUUGAUUAGCCCUAAGACUUCUGGUGACAUUGCCACAUCAGAUGCCAGUGCCUUAGACUCUGGCGAUCUGUCCCCAUUGGUUGAUUAUCUAAGCGGCACUGAUCCUGAAUUCAGUUGGACAUUAGGAUCAUCUCAUGAUGAUCCUGAGCAAACUGUCUACAAUCCACGGCGAAGGAUUCUUGAAGCAAUGAACAGAGAGUUGAAUCUACCAUGCGACGAACCAGAAGUCACAGAAAUGCCUUCAGUCAAUACACCAUCUGAAGCAUACUUAGUGGUUGGAGCAACUGAACUGGAAGUUGCUAAAAAUGAGCCCGGGACAGCUAAAACUGAUGCUGAAAUGAUGGCUGUUGAUGCCAAGUCCCUGGAGGACAUAGAGAUGGCCUUUAAACAAGCGAGUGGUGGUGGUGUUGAUGAGGCUGAAACUGCACGCAUCUCAGGCGUUGAUAUUGACUUAGAGCCUUUAGAGGGUUCUGAAGAACUCCAUGUGAUUGAUGCAAAAUCUGUUGAAGACAUUUCUGCUGCUUUGAAGGAACACUCUAAUGUUGAUGUGAACAAUUGCUUCGAACAAAACGAAGAUGAAGUUGGAUGUGGAGAGGUUGCAGAAUGCGCAAAACACGACAGUCUUCCAGAAGGAACACAUGUUGAAAGUCUACAGAAACACCUACCACGCGACGAGCCAGAAGUCACAGAAGCACCUUCAGUCAAUGCCCCAUCAGAAGCAUACUUAGCAGUUGGAGCAACUGGACUGGAAGUUGCUAAAAAUGAGGCUGGGAUAGCUAAAACUGAUGCUGAGAUGAUGGCUGUUGAUGCCAAGUCCCUGGAGGACAUAGAGAUGGCCUUUAAACAAGCAAGUGCUGGUGGGUAUGAUGGGCCCACCCUUGACGCCGAACCCGCACACAUCUCAGGCGUUGAUAUUGACUCAGAGCCUUUGGAGGGAUCUGGACAGUUGCAUGUCAUUGAUGCAAAAUCAGUGGAGGACAUUUCUGCUGUUCUAAAGGAACAUUCUAGUGUUGAUGUGAACAAUUACUUUGAACAAAACGAAGAUAAAGUUGGAUGUGCAGAGGCUGUCGAGUGCACAAAACACGACAGUCUUCCAGAAGGAGCACAUGUUGAAAGUCUGCAUUUGGCCGGAGAUGAUAGGGAGCCUGAAAGCAGCAUGAGUUGUAUCGAGGCGAAGACCAUCGAUGACAUGAAUGCAGUGUUCAAGAAGAUGUCUGAUGGCCAUGAGGAAAGUACUGUAAAGGCAAUGGAGUCCGAGGAUGAUCGCCAUGGAAGAGACGCAAGUGAACAACACUGAAUUACUAUCGCACAAUUGGUAAAAGGGAAUGCAAGUUGAAAUGGAUCCUUAUUGAUUGAAGAAGCUUAUUCUUGGUUACCUUGUGAAGCACUCCACGGUACUUGGGUUCAUAUAGUUUCCAACACUGGAAAUAUGAAGUUUUGCUCUAGAUUUUUGUGGAUGGUAUUUUUUUUUCCUUCUCCGUUUGAGGUUUUGACCGUUUGUAUUCAAUUUGAUUCUAUUUUUGCCCUUGCAUUCUCUCCCUCCGCUGUCCGUAAUUUGUUAGCUGGGGCAGUGUGGUGUGGUGACAGGGAGAGAGAACAGUGGAUUCUAUCAUGUAAUGUAGAUUAUCUUUCGCUACUUGAUGGAGGUGAGAUGGUUUGAUGUAA